UGAAUGAAAUCUUUUUAAAACAAUGUUUAACCGAAAAUUUUCACUGUUGUCAUCAUGUUUGACAAUCAUCACUGUGAUCUGUUCAUUCAAAUUGUUGAUCUUUGCUGAUACUUUAACGACCGAUUCUUGGAACAGUGAUGAUGCACAAAUACGAGCAAAGCCAAUUAAUCAGGCUCAAUAUUUUAAUCAAUUAUUAUUGAAACAACAAAAAUCCAAUGGAUUUCAGCCGAAUACACCAUCAUCAUUGUCAAAUCAUGAUGAUACGGGCGUGACAGCUGAUGUUACUGGAAAUGGUAUCGAUCAUAAUGAAUUAAUCGAUGAUAUAUCCUCAUCUUCAUUACCAUCAUUGGUUAAAGAUAAUGGUAUCGAUGAUAUUGGUGAUAUACGAAUAGCUGUUAAGAGCAAACGACGUUAUGAAUACGUUCCGGUUCAUUAUGAUCGUGAUGAUCAACAACAAACACCAAGAAUGAUUGAAAUUGUUUCGGAUACGAUGCCAUUACGAUUACAUUUCAAAUCUCAAUCAGCUGCAAUUGUUGUUACACAAUCACAUAUGUCGCCAUCAAUGAAACCAAUUGAAGAAACUGUAUCGAUGGAUGAACCAUAUCGAUUAUCACAUAAAGCAUACAAACCAAUUGUACAAGACGUAAAUGAAAUAAUUCAACCUUAUCGUAAUAUUGUUCAACAAGUUAAACCAGUAAUCGAAAAUAUUCGUACAAUUGUUCCAAAAGACAAUGACAUUCAUCAUCAACAUCAAUCACCAUCAUCAUCGUUGCCCAAUACACAAUGGAAUGGUCAUUUUCAAAAGAAUAAUAAUAACAAUAAUAAUAUUAAUGAUAAAAUCAAUACGAAAACCUAUACGAAUCGUUUCUAUGAACAACAACGUCAAACAUCAAAUGGUUAUCGUGAUCAAGUAAAAACAAGUGAAAGUCAACAUCAUGGAAUACAGAAACGAACAGCAUUAAACAAGAAUACCGAACCCGAUCGAUCAAUUCAUCAUAAUACUAGACAAAACAAUUUUCAUAAUUUUAUUAGAAAUCCAAGAAUAAUUCCAAAAAACAGCAAUGACAAUCGGAGAAAAAAGAAUAAUCAUCUUAUGCAGUUGGAAUCAAGUUCACUGCAAAGUACCUAUGUUCCUCGAAUAAUGAAUGGCAAACAUAAUGAAAAUGAUCAAAUAGUUGGUGAUCUAUAUAAAGACAAACUAAUCAAAAAGAAAAUGGACAAUGGUAUUGAAUAUUUUGAUUCAUACAUUCGUCAUACAGGGAAACAUAUAGAUUUUUUGGAGCAUGAUGAUGACCAUCAUCAUUCACAUGAUAAUCAUCAUCAUCUUAUUGAUCAUAUAAUUAAUGAUAAUAUAGAUGAUACUGAUACUAUGAUAGAUUUGAGUAGUAAUGAUGACCAUGGUCAUGAUCAUCAUUUUUUUAACGUUCAUCAUUCUCAUACACAUCAUCCUCAUCAUAAUCAUCACUAUACUGAUGAUGAUAAUCACCAACAUAUUAUCGAUGAUGGUGAUGUAAUCGCUUUGAUUGAUAACGAUGGUCACAGAAUAGACGACCAUGAUGAUCAUCAUCACCACCAUCAUCAUCUAUAUGAUAAUAAUCAUUUUUUCUCAUCGUUUUAAAAUUUUCAAAAUACUAUUGAUGGCCAUAAGAGAUUAAGACUUUUCCCUUGUUUAAAUUUGGAUUUUCU
Molecule: messenger RNA, 1686 nt
Organism: Dermatophagoides pteronyssinus (European house dust mite)
Lineage: Eukaryota; Metazoa; Arthropoda; Arachnida; Sarcoptiformes; Pyroglyphidae
Source: RefSeq, a predicted model, not a curated record